Tetrahymena thermophila SB210 is the source of this 888-nucleotide messenger RNA. RefSeq names its product DnaJ domain protein. The transcript has a single exon. The record is from RefSeq and is a predicted model, not a curated record. Lineage: Eukaryota; Ciliophora; Oligohymenophorea; Hymenostomatida; Tetrahymenidae.
AUGUUUUCUAAAUUUUUGUAAAAGGCAACUUCUUCUUUUACCAAAAACUAAUUGUAAAAAACAUUCCUGGUAUAUACUCCAAAAAAUCAUUUCUUUUUUGUCUCGAAUGAUUGCUAUAGCAAAUUAGGAAUAAAUAAAAAUGCAUCUAAAGAUGAAAUUAAAUCUGCAUAUUAGGCUUAAUUAAGAACUAUUUAAUAGUCGUCAAGAAGCUCUGCUUAAGAAAGAUAAAUAUAGGAUUUAAGAAAUGCAUUUGAAGAAGCUAUGAGAAAUUUAAAUUCAAAGAAAGGCAACGAAGACUAAGAUAUUUUUAAAAAUAAUAAUGAAGACUAUUAAAACUCUAAGUAAAGCGAUAGCCAAAGGGAGCAAAGUAAAUUUUCUAGUGAAUAGUUUUAAUAAGAAUAGUAUUAAUAGAAUAAUGAUUAAUAAUAAAAGAGAGGAUGGUUUAAGUAGUUUUUACUAAAUUAGAGUUACGGCUAAAAGCCUAAUGCUCAGUAAAAGUAGUGGGGAUAUGAGGUUUUUGCAUUAAGUAUACUUGGUAUCACUGGUAUAUGCUAUGUAAUUGGUUCUAAUUUAAAAGAUUAUUCCUCAUAAAAUAUCGAUAAACCAGGAGCUAGAGUAAUUAUGACUCAUAAAGAUUUAAAUUUGGCUAAAGAAUAGUACUCUCAGUAUUAAGAGUAUAAAAAAGUUUAAAAUCAAAUCCUAGAAUAACAAAGAUAGAAUCAGCAAAUUCAGUAAUAAAAUCCAUAAAUAAAAAACGAAUAGGAUAGUAUAAGUGGCUUCUUUGGAAAUAAUGACCAAAAUAAUAAUAAAUAAUCUGCUUUUGAUAAAGAAUUUGAGGAAUAUAAAAAGAAACACUCUAAAAAUAUUUUUGAAGGAAAAGAUGAGUGA